Molecule: messenger RNA, 1474 nt
Organism: Wyeomyia smithii (pitcher-plant mosquito)
Lineage: Eukaryota; Metazoa; Arthropoda; Insecta; Diptera; Culicidae
Gene: Six4
Product: homeobox protein six1b
Exons: 4
Coding region: 215-1252 (345 amino acids)
Biological process (GO): regulation of transcription by RNA polymerase II
Cellular component (GO): nucleus; transcription regulator complex
Molecular function (GO): RNA polymerase II cis-regulatory region sequence-specific DNA binding; DNA-binding transcription factor activity, RNA polymerase II-specific
Source: RefSeq, a predicted model, not a curated record
AUAUCGUUUGAAGCAGUUUAGUUUUACUUUAAUAUUCGAGUAGGGCAGAUGUACGGAUCGGUUCGGCUUCCGGGCAACCUUGAGUGAUAUUUCAGUGAUAACCACUACGGGGGUUCUUAUUCUUGCUGUGUAGUGAUUUGGGUUUGGAUUAAGUGAAGCAGGAAAACAAAAAAAAAAAAAGAAACCGCUGGAUACACGAUUUACGCCGGACCGAAUGGAUAGUACAGGAUUAUCGCCGUUAGCUGAUUUGGAUUCCAACUCCGGCGGAUCGGAUGGUGUGAACUCCUCGUUGAACCAUUUCGGUUCUAACUUGUAUGUGGCGCCGAAUGGCUAUCGGGACACUGGCAAUGCCAUUAAAACGUUAUUUUUCUCAGAUAAACUACAAGAAUUCACCGACAAGGAGUACGAGCGAAAGUAUAACGAGAACGUAUAUCCAAUCAAAGUUCAGUCGCAACCAGAUGUCGCAUAUUACGCAAGUAAACCCUCAAAUGAACUGCUGUCCAGCUCGAGGAACAACGAAAACGGAGGAACAUUUCUGCAGAACGUUCAGUGCUAUUCAAACAACAACGAGGUGGAACGAAAGUUCUUGAGCUUCAGCCCCGAUCAGAUACAGUGCAUGUGUGAAGCGCUGCAGCAGCAGGGGGACAUCGAAAAGUUAGCAUCCUUCCUGCAGAACAUUCCCCAGAACGAGAUGAUUGCCAACAACGAAAGCUUACUGAGGGCGAGAUGUCUGGUUGCGUACCACUGUGGCUCGUUCCACGAGCUUUACGCCCUGCUCGAGUCGAAGUUCUAUUCACCCAAGCACCACUCAGAUCUACAGAAUCUCUGGUUCACGGCACACUAUCGGGAGGCGGAGAAGGUCCGCGGCAGGCCACUGGGCGCGGUUGACAAGUACAGAUUGCGCAAAAAGUAUCCCUUGCCGAAAACGAUCUGGGACGGCGAGGAGACGGUUUACUGCUUCAAGGAAAAAAGUCGUAAUGCCCUGAAGGAUUGCUACACCCGAAACCGGUACCCGACGCCAGAUGAGAAAAAAACACUUGCCAAGAAAACCGGACUCACGCUGACACAAGUGUCCAAUUGGUUUAAGAAUCGUAGACAACGGGACAGGACACCACAAGCGAGGCCUGAUAUGAUGAUGCCCGUGCUGCCGGUCACUUCUGCCCAGAUGGAUGGCAGCUAUCAAAGACUGUUUAACGUUGCCAAUUAUGGGGGGCAUGCUUAUCAUGCAAAUGAUAUGUACGCCGUCCAGUAGAAUCGAAUCAUUUAAGGAGCUUGUGCUUGUGCCCAGUGUAUAAUUUGGUGGAACCGCGCCAGAACGAGUGUGAAAUUGAGAGACCCAAACCCUUUCUUACCCCCAUUCUUCGCCCCACCGACCGUGUUGUGGAGAAACAAAGCACAAAGAGAAAUUGUGAUAGGCUGUCAUUUAGGUUUUUUUUAGCUAAUAACCUUUGCCAUUGUAAAUACCAAAUACUUU